Molecule: messenger RNA, 198 nt
Organism: Racocetra persica
Lineage: Eukaryota; Fungi; Glomeromycota; Glomeromycetes; Diversisporales; Gigasporaceae
Source: the annotation of a GenBank genome assembly
AUGUCUUAUUAUUACAAUCAUAUACAGUUUGAUAAUGUUUCAGUUAAUAUGAAUACUAAAAAAGUGAAUCAAUACUGUACUAAUAAUGGUGUAUAUUUUGCCAAAAUUUUUCAAACUGGGUUGUCAUCAUCAGUUAGAAAAGCUGGCCACAGUUGUACUCAGUUAGCUUUAAUAGUUGAUAUUAGUUUGCCUAUAUGA